This is a messenger RNA of Sinocyclocheilus grahami, 999 nucleotides long. Its product is annotated as regulator of G-protein signaling 9-binding protein-like. Bases 112 to 849 code for a protein of 245 amino acids. Lineage: Eukaryota; Metazoa; Chordata; Actinopteri; Cypriniformes; Cyprinidae. The record is from RefSeq and is a predicted model, not a curated record. The transcript is spliced from 2 exons.
CAUAUAUAAUUUCAAAUAUUUUAGUUCAGAAUAGGCCAGACCAAUUCUGAUAUUGAGACCAACAAUAACUUAAAUAUUCUUAAGUUUAGGUCGUUCACCACAGGAGUGGUAAUGAGUCGCUGGCGGCAGUCGGUUGUGGAAAUCCAAACCAGAAAGCGGCAGGUGAAUGAAUGCGAGCGGGCACAGGCCGCCCUGAGCAAAGUGACAGCCUGCUUCCAGCAAAUGGCCACCUCCCUGGGGAGCAACAUGGAUGGGAGCUUCCUUAGAGAGGAGCUGGAAGAAACCAGGACAGUCGCUCAUAAAAUAUGCUCAGGGCUUCACCGGAGGCUGCUAAGUCUGCUGAUAGAAAUGGAGCAAGGACAAGAGGACAAAGAACAGGUUGAACGACAUUGGGUGAUCUUUUUGUCCAGUUUGGAAAACUUCCAGCGGGACCUAAAGAAGGUCAAAGUCUUGCAAGAGAUAUUUCCUCUGACCCAGCGCAAAGAUCGACAAGCCCUCAUCAACGCAGGUUAUGCGGGUGGAACUUCGGAAGUAGCAGCUCGGGCAGCCAUGGUGCAAACACCAUGGUUAUCAGUAGAGGAGACUGCAAGCCUAGACCUGAAGAACCACAUAGUGGAGAUUGAUGUUCUGCUUGAAGAAAUGUUUCAAAGAGUUAAUGUUCCACUGUGGUCCGUUGAACCCACACAAGAAGCCUGGGUAGAAGGCAUUUCGACCCAAGAUGGUGGGCAAGAAGAGGAUGAAAGCUUGGAGGACAUCAUGGAAGUGGAGGUGGUGUCCCAAAAUAGUACAUCAGGUUGUUGCAAUCACCACAACUGCAAAGUAGGCUGUCUACUAUGCCUGCUUAGCUAGGUUCUGAAACUGGGUUAAAUAUAAGUUUCGAAAUCGAGACACAUUCUGCAAUAACUUUUUUCCCCCCAAUAACACAAGUUACAAUUGUUGACCAUUAUACUCUGUAAACCUUUAAAUUAAACAGAACAUUUUUCAAACUAUAUCCUUGCC